Molecule: messenger RNA, 363 nt
Organism: Spirometra erinaceieuropaei
Lineage: Eukaryota; Metazoa; Platyhelminthes; Cestoda; Diphyllobothriidea; Diphyllobothriidae
Source: the annotation of a GenBank genome assembly
AUGCAGGACGCCUGGACUGCUCGCAAAGUUGAGGAGAUCCAAGGCUACGCGGACCGGACGAGUGAAAAAGCUUCUCCGCUAUCAAAGCUGUCUCGGUCCGCCGACGAAGGGCACUGCUCCUCUCCUCAGCACCUACGGCAACACUCUCCUGACUGUGAAGACGCAAAUCCUGUAGCAAUGGGCCGAGCACUUUCGAGAUGUCCUCAACCGCCCCUCCACCAUCUCCGACGCCGCUAUCGACCGCCUGCCGCAAGUGGAGGCCAACGUGGACCUCGACUUCCCUCCAUCUCUCCAGGAAACCAUCAGGGCCGUGCAGCAGCUCUCCAGCGGGAAAACACUCGGAUCGGAAGCAAUCCCUGCUGA